AUGUCCGACAGUGCUAGUAUUGGUGCUAGCCUACAAGAUGUUAACCAGGGUCCUAAGAUCAUCAUAGCAACGGGUAUCACAACUGCCGCCGCAUUGAUCACCGUCUUGGCCCGGUUCUACGUGCGUAUAUUCCUUAUUCGCAAUGUCGGCUGGGAUGAUUAUAUCAUGGCUCUGACCAUGCUACUAUCUGCCUGCGGAUUCGCCAUUACCGUCCCUGAGGUGAAGUAUGGUGCAGGCAGACACAUGGUCUUUGUCCAAGAAACCGCCGUAACGGCCAUGCAUUUGAAUUAUGCGACGCAGAAUCUCUACCUGUGGGCUAUUGGCCUGACCCUUAUCUUUGAGUGCAAAGAUAUUCGAUCAAAUUGGGACCCUGCGGUGAAAUCCGAGUGCUUUACUCCCAAACAACUUAUGACUCUGAGCUAUACAAACACCGCUCUGAAUAUUCUGACUGACCUGAUCUUCGCGGUUCUACCGGUCUUCAUGCUACGUCACCUUCAAGUCAAUCGCCGAGUGAAAGCCUCUCUGAUCUGUAUCCUAGGCCUGGGAGUUUUUGCCUGCGCAGCCGCCUUCGUCAAGCUCUCUAUCCUACCCAGCUACGGCAAAACCGGCGACUUCCUCUGGGACUAUACAAACCUCACAAUCUGGGUCGUCACCGAAUGCAACACAGGUAUCAUCGCCGGCACCCUCCCAACCCUCAAACCCCUCUUCAAGAGCGUCCUCGGCACAUACGGCUCGCGCACGAAAACAACCCGCGAGUAUUUCGGCAGCAAGCAAUAUAGAUUGCAGUCAAUGUCUCGAUCAAGAGGGACACCAUUGCAAUCCCGGACACAUAAAAGCGGGAAUCUUAGUAUCAUCGAGUUCGAUGAUAAUCCGAAGAGUCAACACUCCCGUGUGGGCUCUACGUCGGGCUCGGUGAAGUACUCUGGUAGUCAACGAAGCAAUUCCAGUGAGGAGAGGAUAUUGCCUGUUCAGGGUGAGGGCAUUGUUUGCACUACUGAGGUGAUGGUUUCGAGAGAUCAGAAUCCUCCUGAGGUGCCGCCUAGUUCUCCUCGGACGAAGUUGGGGAGGAUGGGGUCGUUGAGUGGAUUGCGCGUCAAUGCGGACGAUAGGGUUUAA
Messenger RNA from Penicillium griseofulvum, 1116 nucleotides. RefSeq lists its product as uncharacterized. The record is from RefSeq and is a predicted model, not a curated record. The transcript has 6 exons. Lineage: Eukaryota; Fungi; Ascomycota; Eurotiomycetes; Eurotiales; Aspergillaceae. Bases 1 to 1116 code for a protein of 371 amino acids.